This is a messenger RNA of Physella acuta, 3121 nucleotides long. RefSeq names its product phosphatidylserine decarboxylase proenzyme, mitochondrial. Gene Ontology annotation, molecular function: phosphatidylserine decarboxylase activity. Lineage: Eukaryota; Metazoa; Mollusca; Gastropoda; Physidae. Gene Ontology annotation, cellular component: mitochondrion. Gene Ontology annotation, biological process: phosphatidylethanolamine biosynthetic process. The record is from RefSeq and is a predicted model, not a curated record.
AUCAGAAUGUCCAAACCAAGAAAAAAUCUUUGUCGACGUUGUCCAAGUUUUCCCUUGUUGUUUGUGGGUGUGUCCCUGUUGGUUACUAUGUUAUUCACAAGAUGACCACAGCCGAAAAACCAGGGAAGCCUUGGCAGGCUACUUAAGUGAAAUGUGAAAUGUCAUAUUGACAUUUAUUUCGUCGACAUAUUUCUUUCGUGGACAUAUUUCUAGUCAUUGUGAAUAGACAAUUGAAUAAUAAAUACAGAGUAGUCGAACUUUAAUUUUUUAGCUGGGUUAUCUAACUUUGACAGUUCUUGCUGGGCUGUCCAACUCGAGCACACAACACCCUUAGAACAACGUGUCAACCGUUUCUGUGAUAGUUUACCUCUGAUAUUCUAACACCCUCCGCCAUGGUCACCUCCACGUUGGCGUCGUUCGCCUACAACGACCUGCAGCUGAACAUGCUGACGGUCCUGCUGGUGGCCGUGUUCCUGGGCGGGAUGAGGACAUCCCGGCGCGCCAUGCUCCGCUUCCUCAACUUCUCCGCCUUCGAGAUCUGGGGUAAGAUGUGGCUCUACUCCCCGCACCGCUACAUCUGGGCGGGGGUCAAGAAGGCGCUUCCGCCUGUCGUGUCCAGGAGAGUCCGCUGGGUGGUCAAGGUGUCCAGUAAGGUGGUGCUGGGCAGGUCGCCGUUGAAGAAGUAUGUCUUCUACCGGUAUAAGCACACGCACCACAUACAUCGCAGUCGCCAUCUUAACAAUACGAUAAAUUUGUAUCGUCGUAUGCCACUGAAGACACUUUCUCGACUAUGGGGAAAAUUCAACCAAAUGGAACUUCCAAUUUUUUUAAGAAAGCCAUUACUAGGUCUCUAUAUCUGGAUGUUUGGAUGUAAUUUAGAAGAAGCUGAAAUUGAAGACCUGAAGCUUUAUAGAAAUCUAGGAGAAUUUUUUAGAAGGCAGCUUAAACCUCAUGUCCGUCCUAUUGAUGAUGAUCAUGUACUGACAUCCCCAGCUGAUGGCAAGAUUCUUUACUAUGGUCAAGUUAAAAAUGGCAUCUUGGAACAGGUGAAAGGUGUGACCUAUUCACUGCGUGGGUUUCUGGGGCCUCAAACAGCCAGUGGUACAUGUGUGGAUAUACACAAUGAAUCAGAUGAAGAGUUCCAGAAAGAUUUAUCAUUACAGCCUGGUAAUGAGCUGCAUCAUGUUAUUAUUUAUUUGGCACCAGGGGAUUACCACAGGUUUCACUCGCCAGCAACUUGGACUGUAGAGCAUCGUAGACAUUUUCCAGGUGAAUUGCUGAGUGUGAACCCUGGCAUAGCUCGAUGGGUUCAAGGCUUAUUUAAUUUUAAUGAGAGGGCUGUUUAUACAGGAAGGUGGGAGCAUGGCUUUUUCUCUAUGGCUGCUGUUGGAGCAACAAAUGUUGGCUCAAUAAAGAUUUAUUGUGAUGAGGAGCUUGAAACAAAUACGCGUACAAGACACCCAGAGCAUACAUAUUUUGACAAGAAAUUUGCUACCCCAAUCACCAUUGAAAAAGGUGAUAUGUUUGGUGAAUUCAACUUAGGCUCAACAAUAGUUCUUAUAUUUGAAGCUCCACCCGGAUUUAAAUUUAAAGUUCACGAGGGUGAUAAGAUCAAAUAUGGUCGCCCCCUUGGAACAACACCAUAACUAUUGAUCUAUGCUAGUCUAUUUUUACAAUUUUUGAUGAGGUUUUGUAUGUUAUUUAAUGUGGGAUGUAGCAGUAACAAAUCCUCUUUAGUUUUUAAAACAGUAUCAAGAAAAAUUGAAAUUGUUAAAUUUCAAAACUUUCUCAUGAUUGUAACCACGUAUAAGAAUAGCUAUAUUAAUAAAUUUGUGCUCAUUCUGAAUUUGUAUGUUAACAUUGAUCAAUGAAAUAUUUGACUUAAACAGAUGCAAAAAUUAGAAUGUACCUACAACAGCCACUUAAAAUUCAAUUUGUAAUUAAGAACAUUUAUUUUUAAAGUAUCUAGAUGUACAUUAGGGCACAUCCCAUUAUCAUUCAAGGGCUAAUCCUGGUAUCUUUAAGCUGUAAUGUUCAUAGAUUUUUCUUAACUACUGAAUACCUACUAUUCUGGAAUUCAUGCCAGAUUGCAUUGUCAUUUUAAUGAAAAUAUAAUCUUAAUAUAAACACUUAAGGCAGUGUUGUUAUUUACAUUAUUUAACACAAUGACUUAAUAACAUCAGAAAAGUGCUGCUAAGUAUCUGCACCUUAAAUAUAAACAAGUAUGGACCAACACACUUCUCAGGUUUUCAUUUUAAAUCCAGAACCUUACUUAAAAAGUCAGCAUAUGUUUCUAAAUAUUUUUAGAGCAUUUUCUAUUUAUGUAUUGUUAAUUACUUCCUGCAAUGUCCACUGUGUAAGACAUGAUGCAUAAUUGAAUUUUAAUGUAUUUGCAUUGUGAAGCUAUAUCCACUUGUGUUAAAAUGUCAAAACUUUGGGUUAUUUCUAUAGAUAUUAAUAAAUGGCCUUUUACAUUGAUGUUAAAUUGUAAAUCAUCAAGUCCAUUUUCUAAGUGUGUAAGGUUGUAUAAAACAGAGAUGGAUGUGAUCAUUUUGCUAUGAAAAUUAUUUUGUAAAUUAGCUGUUUAUCUGUUUCUCUGGAUUUGUGAAUCUGACACUGAGAUAUUCAAGGUUGGUUUGUAUGAGAAAGUGUUCAUGAUUGUUUACAUCUGGCUUAUGUGUAAACAUUCUGUUGAUUAAAUGACAUCUUUUACUCUGAAGAUAAAUUGUACAAAAAAAGACCCAACUCAUUUUUUUAACUUUCAGUUUCAAUAACAGAAUUUUUAGAUUUGGUUUUUUCAAAGAAGUGCUAGAAAUGAUGUGUAAAGUGUUUAAUUUUUAAGUGUGAUAGAACUUAAUUCUCAAGUAAAUUGAGAUUCUGCCACUGGAUCUUGUCAUCAACUUUAUACAUCAUUAUUUUUUCAAGGGGAAUAAUUUAUAGCCUUAUCUGUUUGUAGUUUAAAAAAAACAUAACCUUUUAUUUCAUAUUCUCUGGAAAAAAAAAAUUGUUCAAAGAGAAGAGGUUGGCAUUGUAAAGAUAAAUUACAUUUAUUGCUUCGUUUAAAGAUUGACUGUUUUAUAUGAAUUUUUCAUGUUAAUUUUUAAUAAAAACUAUUUUUAAA